GCGACACAUUAUUUUUUUCCACAUCAUCAAAACAAGGCGAUUACUUGUUACUGAUUUGAUAAAACUACGAUGAAAUAGUUAAUUUAAUCUAAGGAGGGUAAGCUUAGAUAAGAAGCAUCUUGAGAAUUUCGAAAUGGAUUUUUCUAAGUUUUUGGAUGCCAAUUUUGAUGCCGUUGAGUGGGUGAAUGCAGCAUUUAGAGCGCAGAAAGAUGCCCCAGAUCAGAAAGAUGCGCAUGCAGCAACUCUUGUUAUGAAACUUCAACUUUUCAUUCAGGAGGUUAAUCAUUCCUUAGAGGAGACGAGUCAGCAAGCUGUUCAGAAUAUUCCUCGUGUCUUAAGGGAGGUAGAGUCCGUAAAACAGGAGGCUACAUUUCUCAAGGAACAAAUGCAGCUGGUUAAGGAAGAUAUCAAGAAGGUUGAAGAAGAUACAUCUCAGUCAAUGAAGAUGCUUCUAGAUCUUGAUGCGAUUAAAUCUCGGAUGAAGGCAGCAUCUGAUGCUCUGCAGGAAGCCGAUAAUUGGACGACACUCAUGGCGGAUGUUGAUGAAGUCUUCCAGAGUAAAAACACCCAAGCAAUUGCGGACAAGUUGAUGGCGAUGCAGCACAGUCUUAGCAUGUUGGCUCACUGCGGAGACUAUGAGGAGAGAUGUCAACAUCUCGAGACGCUCAAGAAUCGUCUUGAGGCCAUGUUGAGUCCACAACUUGUGAGCGCCUUUAAUACUCAUUCUCUUGAAUCUGCUCAGACAUAUGUGAAAAUCUUCUUGGACAUCGACAGGCUUCCACAGUUGUACAAUUAUUAUUACAAAUGUCAUAAGAGUUCGUUGUUACAACAAUGGCAGACACUACAGGGUGAUAAUCUGGAUAAACCUCUAGCGGAAUGGCUACCAACGUUCUAUGAUACGUUACUAUCAACAUGGCAUAAAGAGAUUCAGUGGUGUGAACAGGUAUUCCCUGAGGCAGUCCGAGUUGUGAGUGAAUUAUUGACGCAGACGUUGUCUGGUUUACAGCCUUCGCUACCAGCUUGUAUGGAUACUGCACUUCAAGAUAAUACUCUACCAAACUUAAUGGAACUUAGACAGAUCGUGAUGAGAUUCAUCAAAAAUCUUGAAAGCGCUAUUCUGGAGACAGCAGGUUCCAUCUCAGGCUCACAUUUCUAUGACUUGGUGAAUGCCAUCCAUGCCCCCUAUGUUCCUUAUCUUUUGCAAUAUGGUCGUCUUGAAAGAGAAUUCAUGCUGCAGGAAGUCAGCUGUACUCAAAUGGAGAAGAGAGAUCUUAUAGACUGUGCGCAAUUGCUGUCAAACUCAACAAGUAAAGUCUUCAAAAUCGCCCACGAGGCUGUUGAUCGAUGUAUUGGUCUAACCGAUGGAUGUGGUUGUGUUGGUCUUAUAGAAGCCUUAAAGGCAAUGUUUCAAAGCUACUGUCAGAAGUUUCACUCAGCCUUAGGGACUUUACACGCUGCCGGUGGGCUGGAUAGUAUAGCGCCCUCUCAUGCUGAACUGGGAGAGGAUUGGAGCAAGUUCCAGCAUGCUCUCAAGAUUAUACAGACAUGUGGUGAAUUAUUUCUACAGAGUGAAGAGUUUGAGAUGGAGUUAAUUGGAUCCGUUCUGAACACAGCUACGAGUCAUGUUGCAGAAGCCUUCUCACCGACCAAGAUCACUAAUAUCAAUAUCACACCAGUAUCUGAUAAUCCAUUCAAGGAGUAUAAUUACUUGGUGAAGGAGGACCCUGUCCAACAUGCAGUCUUUGUUGAUCUCAUUCUCAAACUUAAACAAGACAAAGUAUCAUUACUGAAAGAGGUCAUGGAUGGGAUGCAAAAGGUCAAUGAGCAUGCUCACAAGUUCACAUUCAGUAUCGUAUUCCACCAGUUAGAAGCACAGCUGUCACAGAUUUCAACCAUGGAGGUUUGGACAACAGAGGGCGGUAUGCUUGCUGCUGACCUCCCAACAUUCAGUCUGUCCCCACAGGAAUACAUUACCAAGAUUGGUCAGUAUCUAAUGACGUUACCACAGCAACUAGAACCGUUUACAUCUCAAGAGAAUCCUAGUCUUGAGAAGGCGUUGGAGACGGGCAAGCUUCCUUAUCCUCCAGAAGCAGGCUCAGCCACGGCGGAACACCUGGCUGAUUAUUGGUUAGGAGCCAUUGCUAGGGGAACCAUGCACACCUAUGUAGAAGCCAUCUUGAAAAUCACUGAGCUGACGCCGAACGCUACUCGACAAUUAGCCACUGAUAUAGAUUAUCUGUGUAAUGUUUUGGAUGCUCUGGGUAUUCAUGCUUCUGAGUCACUGAGGAAUAUUGAGACACUACUGAAAUUACCACUCUCACAGUAUGGAGAGACAAGAGGGACCAUUCCUGACCGAUUUGUGCAUAUUAUCGGAUCCAUAAGAAGUGUACAUGAAACAUAGGCAUGGACUAUUCUAUCAAAGAGUGUUGACUCUUGCAGUUUUAUAACGGUGUGAGGACCCGGUCUUCACUGCGUGGUAAUGACUGGGUUGGUGGCUGGCGCUGUUUGGGACCGAGCCAUAUCAAA
Messenger RNA from Asterias rubens (European starfish), 2526 nucleotides. RefSeq names its product conserved oligomeric Golgi complex subunit 7-like. Gene Ontology annotation, cellular component: COG complex. The record is from RefSeq and is a predicted model, not a curated record. NCBI's taxonomy places the organism in Eukaryota, Metazoa, Echinodermata, Asteroidea, Forcipulatida, Asteriidae. The transcript has 24 exons. Bases 134 to 2401 code for a protein of 755 amino acids. Gene Ontology annotation, biological process: intracellular protein transport; retrograde vesicle-mediated transport, Golgi to endoplasmic reticulum; Golgi organization.